GUUGGGCAAACACAGAUGCUGGUGAGCAGCAGGCUAUAAAGGGCAGCUCCUCUCCUCUCCUGGCCCUCGACGAGCCGCUAUUCCUCACCAUCUCCGGACACCAGGGAGCAAGGAGGAUGGCGGCUGCGGCCAGACUCGCCCUCCUGCUGCUGGGCUGCGUGGGGCUCCUGCGGCCGCUCGACGGCAGGUACAUAAACUACUGCCCCGGAGGCUGGUCCUACUACAAACUCAGCUGCUUCAAGUACUUCCCCGAGCCCCGGACCUGGGACGAGGCUGAGAGCCGGUGCCGGGACAUCAAGGAAGGCGCUCACCUGGCCUGGGUGGAGGAUUCCCAUGAGGCAGCCACCCUGCAGAGUGCCAUCUCCUACUACCAGCGAGUGCAGCCCGUCUGGAUCGGACUGCAGAAGAGUGAAGAGAGCCAGGCCUGGCAGUGGGCGAGUGGGAAGGAGUACAGUGCUGCCAGCCAGGUGCCCGGGAACGGUGCCCAAGGGGGGAGCUGCGCCGUGCUGACCCAUCACAGCGGUUUCUCCGUCUGGGCCAGUUCCGAGUGCUCCCGAAAGCAUCACUACAUCUGCAAGUUCUACCCCUUGCACUGAGCGCAGCCCUGGCCCCCGCGGGACCCGGCGCCGUUCCUCCCGCGCCACCUCUGACUCCCCGCAACUCCUAUAAAAAAAUCUUAUAAAAAAUGAAGCAUGCGA
Messenger RNA from Parus major (Great Tit), 698 nucleotides. RefSeq names its product regenerating family member 4 (gene REG4). The transcript is spliced from 6 exons. NCBI's taxonomy places the organism in Eukaryota, Metazoa, Chordata, Aves, Passeriformes, Paridae. Bases 117 to 596 code for a protein of 159 amino acids. The record is from RefSeq and is a predicted model, not a curated record.